GCUCGUUUGUUGCCUUAAUACUGUCUGCUUAGCUUAAAACCACAAUGAAGCCCCUAUUCCUUGUCCCCUUCCUUUCUUUGAUAGUUUCUCAGGCCUUUGCAUCCGAUCCUAGUCCCUUGCAGGACUUUUGUGUUGCAGACAAUAACAGCCAAGUGUUUGUCAAUGGAAAAGUUUGCAAGGAUCCAAAGUUGGCUACUGCAAAGGACUUUUUCUUUCCUGGUCUCGACAAGCCUGGCAACACAAGCAACCCUCUGGGUUCGAAGGUCACCCCGGUGUUUGUAAUGCAACUUUUAGGGCUCAACACUCUGGGCGUCUCCAUUGCGCGUAUCGACUUUGCUCCCUGGGGCCAAAACCCUCCCCACACGCACCCACGUGCCUCUGAGAUCCUCACUGUCUUGGAAGGGACUCUAUACGUUGGCUUCGUGACCAGCAACCCCGACAACCGUUUGAUUAGCAAGACGCUGAACAAGGGAGAUGUCUUCGUGUUCCCUCAAGGCCUCAUUCACUUCCAGCAAAAUGUGGGUUAUGGCAAUGCUGUGGCCCUAGCAGCUUUCGGCAGCCAGAAUCCAGGGGUGAUAACCAUAGCUAAUGCUGUGUUUGGAUCCAACCCACCUAUCUCUGAUGCUGUUCUUGCAAAGGCCUUCCAAAUAGAUAAAAAACUGGUGGAUAAACUCCAAUCCAGCUUCUGGAUGGAUAAUAACUAACUUUUAGGUCAAUGAUCCCUCAUUACUACAUAUUAGAGAUUGAUUGCAUAUGGAAUAAAGUGAUCCUCAAUGAGUGGCUUUCA
Messenger RNA from Amborella trichopoda, 787 nucleotides. NCBI's taxonomy places the organism in Eukaryota, Viridiplantae, Streptophyta, Magnoliopsida, Amborellales, Amborellaceae. The record is from RefSeq and is a predicted model, not a curated record.